AUGGUGCUUUCAUGGCAGGGUAGUUCUGCCGGGUGACUUAGACCUGAGCCAGAUCUGAUGACUCCAAAUUUGGGCUCCUCCGCCCGUUGCAGUACACGUUUGGAACCGAAAUGUAGUAGUGAAGAGAAAUAAUGACUGUGAAAAUUAAACAGCUGUUUAAUUUGAAAGCAUUCCUGGAACCCAGCUCUCCUAAGUUCCUGCACUGUUCAUUGACAUUACGCUGGUGUGUACAGACUUCCGUUGGUGUUUGUCACGUAUACAUCAUGGGAAAUCUCAAGAUUGAUCAACCUUUUGAUUGGCACGGAAAUUGUUCGUUUGGAUUCCCGUCCCUAGUUAGAUUAUAGUCAUAGCCAUCUACAGUCAUAAUGUCUAGCACAUCAUAGAUAAAAUUAUGGGGCAGAUAUUCAGUACCAUAAUUGAUUUGAAUGACACCCUGACCCUUGUUUCCUGAUUUCCUAAAAAGAAAAAACAAACACCCCUCCCCCCCAACUGUUCCUGUUCCACUGUUCUCCAAUUUACUGUCCAAGAAUUCCUGGGACUCUCAGAAAUUAUUGUAAGGGUUCCUGCAAAUCCACAUCUCCAGAUGUCACCCAGAAUCUAUCCGAUCUCACGUGAAUAGAUGUUACUGCUUUUUAAAAGUGUGCAGGUUAAAGUUGGUGAAUUGGUUAAAAAGACACUAUGGAGACUAAGGACCAGAAGAAACAUAGAAAGAAAAACAGUGGACCCAAAGCUGAGAAGAAAAAGAAACGGCACUUGCAGAAUCUCCAACUUGGAGAUGAAGAAGAUGCCCGGAAAAGGAACCCCAAAGCUUUUGCAGUCCAGUCUGCUGUGCGGAUGGCUCGAUCCUUUCACAGGACUCAGGAUUUGAAGACAAAAAAGCAUCAUAUUCCAGUGGUUGAUCGAAUGCCACUAGAGCCCCCACCGAUAGUGGUGGUGGUUAUGGGACCUCCAAAAGUUGGAAAAAGUACUUUGAUCCAGUGUCUUAUUCGGAACUUCACCAGGCAGAAGCUGACGGAAAUCAGAGGCCCUGUAACGAUCGUGUCAGGCAAAAAGCGCAGACUCACCUUUAUUGAAUGUGGAUGUGACAUUAACAUGAUGAUUGAUCUAGCUAAAGUAGCAGAUUUGGUUCUGAUGCUCAUAGACGCCAGUUUUGGGUUUGAAAUGGAAACAUUUGAAUUUCUGAACAUCUGCCAAGUACAUGGUUUUCCGAAAAUUAUGGGUGUUCUUACUCAUCUUGAUUCCUUCAAGUAUAGUAAACAACUGAAGAAGACAAAGAAACGAUUAAAACAUAGGUUCUGGACAGAAGUCUACCCGGGUGCCAAGCUGUUCUACCUUUCUGGAAUGGUACAUGGAGAAUAUCAAAACCAAGAAAUUCACAAUCUGGGCCGUUUUAUUACCGUUAUGAAAUUUAGGCCUCUCACAUGGCAAACCUCUCACCCAUAUAUCCUGGCAGACAGGAUGGAAGAUUUGACAAAUCCAGAAGAUAUCCGAACAAAUAUCAAGUGUGACCGAAAGGUGUCUCUCUAUGGUUAUUUAAGAGGAGCGCAUUUGAAAAAUAAAAGCCAAAUUCACAUGCCAGGUGUAGGAGAUUUUGCUGUGAGUGAUGUCAGUUUCCUCCCAGACCCCUGUGGGCUUCCUGAACAACAAAAGAAGCGCUGUUUAAAUGAGAAAGAGAAGUUGGUUUAUGCACCUCUGUCUGGAGUUGGUGGUGUGCUAUAUGACAAAGAUGCUGUCUAUGUUGACCUUGGUGGUAGCCAUGGCUUCCAGGAAUCGGAUGAGACAAGGCCUAACCAUGAACUGGUCCAGAGUCUCAUUUCCACUCAUUCCACUAUUGAUGCCAAGAUGGCUUCAAGUAGAGUGACACUUUUUUCUGAUUCUCAACCACUGGAGUCAGAGGAUAUAGAUAAUCAAGGGCUGUGGAUGCCAAAAGAGGAAAAGCAGAUGGAUUUGAAAACUGGACGAGUACGUCGUAAAGCUGUUUUUGGAGAUGAAGAUGACUCUGGAGACAGUGAUAAUGAAGAUGAUGAAGAAAUGUCUGAAGGUGACAGGUUGGAAAAUAACUCCAGUGAUGAUGAAACAGAAGAGGAGGAAGAUGCUGAAAUGCCUGAUAAAGGCUAUACGACUGGUAAAGGUUUCAAACGGCAGAGGCUUGAAGAGCAGGAAGAAGAUGUUGAGGUGGAUUUGCCAGCGUUUGCAGACAGUGAUGAUGACCUUGAGAGGAGUUCAGAGGAAGAAGGAGAAGCAGAGGAAGCCACUGAAAGCAGUGAAGGAGAAGAUUCUACUGCAGAAGGAGAGACAGAUAUUUCAGAAUAUAAGGUUGUUGGAGAAAGUAGUAAACCAAGACUAUUACAAAUUAGUGGUUUGAGUGAUAGUUUGAAUCUGGAGAAGUCUUCAACAUUGAAAAAAGCAGCCCUCACCACUUCAGAUUCAGGUCAUUGCACAGCUGAAGAGGCAUUUGCUUCUGAAGAUGAAGAAGAAAGCUCCUCUCUCAGUAGAGAUGAAGAGGAUUCAGAAAAUGAAGAAGUUAUUAGAAAAAAGUUUCCAAAGCCUUCUCAAGUGAUCAGUGAUCAGAAACUGGCCUCAGAUAACUUAAUUGAUGAUGAAGAGGAUUUACUCAAAGAGGAAGAAGAUUACAAGGAAGAAAAUAACUAUUCCACAGAAACUUCAGGAGCCCUCAAGUGGAAGGAGGACCUUUCUAGGAAGGCAGCUGAAGCCUUUUUGAGGCAGCAACAAGCAACUCCAAACCUUCGAAAGCUUAUUUAUGGGACAGUGACAGAGGAUAAUGAAGAAGAUGAUGAUACCAGGGAAGAGCUUGGAGGAUUGUUUCGUGUCAGCCACCCUUCCAGAGAGUGUAAGCACAAGGCUGACUCUUUGGACUGCUCCAGAUUUCACGUGGAAGCACCCCAUGAUUGGGAUUUAGAAGAGGUUAUGAACACUAUCAGAGAUUGCUUUGUGACUGGGAAGUGGGAAGAUGAUAAAGAUGCAGCCAAGAUCUUAGCAGAAGAUGAAGAACUCUAUGGUGACUUUGAAGACCUAGAAACAGGGGACGUGCACAAAGGGAAGUCUGGCCCAGAAACUCAGGUUGAAGAUGUCAAGGAAGAAGUCAAGGAAGAAGUUGACCCAAAUGAAGAAGAAAGUGCCAAGAAAAAGCAUUUGGAAAAAAAGAGAAAAUUGAAGGAAAUGUUUGAUGCAGAAUAUGAUGAGGGAGAAAGUACCUAUUUUGAUGAUCUUAAAGGAGAAAUGCAGAAACAAGCACAGCUUAAUCGGGCAGAAUUUGAAGAUCAAGAUGAUGAAGCCAGAGUUCAGUAUGAGGGUUUUCGACCUGGGAUGUAUGUCCGAAUUGAGAUAGAGAAUGUUCCCUGUGAAUUCGUGCUUAAUUUUGACCCCCAUUACCCAAUUAUUUUGGGUGGUUUGGGCAAUAGUGAAGGCAAUGUCGGCUAUGUUCAGAUGCGUCUGAAGAAACAUCGUUGGUAUAAGAAAAUUCUCAAGUCCCGAGAUCCAAUCAUUUUUUCUGUAGGGUGGAGGAGGUUUCAGACCAUUCCACUCUAUUAUAUUGAAGACCACAAUGGAAGACAGAGGCUUCUAAAAUAUACCCCGCAGCAUAUGCACUGUGGAGCAACCUUUUGGGGACCUAUCACUCCACAAGGAACUGGGUUCUUGGCAGUCCAGUCUGUCAGUGGCAUAAUGCCUGAUUUCCGGAUAGCUGCCACAGGAGUGGUCCUUGAUCUGGAUAAAUCCAUAAAAAUUGUGAAGAAAUUAAAGCUCACUGGUUUUCCAUAUAAAAUUUUCAAGAACACUUCAUUUAUUAAGGGAAUGUUUAACUCUGCCUUGGAAGUGGCUAAAUUUGAAGGUGCUGCAAUUCGAACUGUCAGUGGAAUAAGGGGACAAAUCAAGAAAGCGCUCCGGGCUCCAGAAGGAGCUUUCCGGGCCAGCUUUGAGGAUAAGUUGCUGAUGAGUGAUAUUGUCUUCAUGAGAACUUGGUACCCUGUUUCCAUUCCAGCCUUCUAUAACCCAGUAACCUCUUUGUUGAAGCCAGUCGGUGAGAAAGACACCUGGUCGGGAAUGCGGACAACGGGUCAACUCCGUCUUGCUCAUGGUAUCAAACUAAAGCCCAACAAGGAUUCUCUGUAUAAGCCAAUUGUGAGGCAGAAGAAACAUUUUAAUUCAUUGCACAUUCCAAAAGCUUUGCAGAAGGCCCUGCCUUUUAAGAACAAGCCCAAGUCUAAAGCAAAGGCAGGCAAGACGCCAAAGGACAGGCUGAGACCAGCUGUCAUACGGGAGCCUCAUGAAAGAAAGGUCCUUGCACUGCUGGAUGCUCUGAGUACUGUGCACAGUGAGAAGAUGAAGAAGGCCAAGGAGCAACGACAUCUGCACAAUAAAGAACACUUCAAAGUGAAACAAAAGGAGGAAGAAGAGAAACUGAAGAGACAGAAGGAACUCAGGAAGAAGCUGUUCCGAAUUCAGGGUCAGAAAGAAAAGAGAAAUCAGAAGUCUAGCUUGAAGGGGCAUGAGGAGCAUUAGAAGCCAGCUCUAUACAGAUAGACUCAUUUGGAUCUUCAGAGACGGAUAGUUUCAGGUAUUAUUGUACUUACAAAUAACAAGUCAAGGGACGGGGCCAAGAAAGAUCUCUUUGUUGGAUAUACUGCCCGAUGGUGCCUUUGAGAAGAGAAAUGGAAAACUGCUGAUAGAUGAACCUGUUUAUUCUCAGCAUCUAGGUCAAGACUUAAAGCAUUGUAAUUUGUAGUUUUAUAGAUUCCUUUACACCACUUUUACCUGUCUUAGUUUGAUUUUUGUACCACAAAAAUAUUAAAAUAUUUUCCUCUUAAUUUUGGCUUAGUAGUUUUUAUUAGGAAAGAAUGUUUGAUGGUUGUGGAUAACUGUUUAUUUUAUACCUUCAUGUAAAUCUUCCAGAAGGGCAAAAAAUAUUAACUUAGAACCUUAGCUUUAAUGUAAAAUUUUAGAGAAGUGUAUUAUUUUGGUUUUUUGUCUGCCAUAUGUUGUAUUCUUUGACUAAUCAAUGUUUUAUAUCUUACUUCACCUGCUUUUUGUGUUAGUGUAAUAGGUAAAUACUGUUUUAAACAGAGGCUUGCUAGUUUUGCUAUGUAUAAGGGCUGAGAAAUAAUGUAUAUUAGGCUUUUUGUAUUACACUCAUUCAUUAACACCCAGCCCUUUAUUUUUAACUUGGACUUUUUGUUGAGAUAAUGGUGCAUAUAUAUGAUUAUAUAUUGAUAUAGCCCUGCUAUAAUCUUAGAUCCACAUAUAGUUGUACACUUUCCCACAGUUGUAAUAUUUUACAAAAUUAUAGUGUAAAUAUCAUAACCAGGAUAUAUAUUUCUAACUAUUUUUUAAAAAAAAUUUUAUUGUAUUUUGUUUCUUACAUCAUUGUAGUCCCCAUAGUUCCUAUGCCACCGUAUCACCAUGAACCAUCACCAUGUUCCUUUGUGUUCUUCCCUUCCUUGUUUUUCACCCCACCUGUUCCCUCCUUUGUUGAAUGCCUCAGUUCUAUGGUCAGCUUGCUAGUUUUGACUUUUUCUUGACCUUUCAUUUGGAUUCUCUAUAUUCCAUAUAUAAGUGAGACCAUCUGGUGUUUAUCUUUUUCCUUCUGACUAAUUUUGGCUAGUAUAAUCCCUUUCACCUCCACCACAAUGGCUUGAGUUGCCACAAAUGGCUUGAGUUUGUCUUUUUUGAUCACUGAGUAGUAUUCCAUUGUAUAAAUAUACCACAACUUUUUGAUCCAUUCAUCUAAUUUUGGGGCAUUUAGGUUUCCAUAUCUUGGCUAUUGUAAAUAGUGCUGUGAUUAAACAUAGGAGUGCAGGUUUCCUUUUGAAUUAGUGUUUUUAUGUCCUUUGGGUAGAUUCCUAGAAGUAGAAUCACUGGAUCAUAUGGUAGAUCUAUUUUUAGUGUUCUGAGGAACCUUCACACAGCUUUCCAUAGUGACUGGACCAGUUUACAUUCCCACCAGCAGGAUAAGAGGGUUCCUUUAUCACCACAUCCUUGCCAGCAUUUGUUGUGUCCAGUUUUUUUGAUGUGGGCCAUUUUUGUAGAUCUUUGAUAUUAGUCCCUUAUCUGCACAACCAGAUAUUAACAUUGAUAGGGUCCAUUGAUUUUAUUCCAAUUUCCCAUUUUACUUACAUUCAUUUGUGUGUGUGUAUAAAAAUACAGGACACUUCACAAAAUUUCAGGUCAUCCUUGCACAGAGACCAUUCUACUCUUCUCUGUUUUCAGUUUUUCACCCCAAAGUAAAUUCCCCUGGGGCUAACAAUAGAUUUCCCACUAGAAUUGUAAUAAGUUGACCUAAUUUGGAAGAUUUUACAAAACUCUCCUUGGGUCUCCAUAACUGCUUUUUACUACUCUGCAGAAGAGAAGAUGAGAUAAUUCUGCAAGAGCCACAUCUUCAUAGAAAGUGAUAGUAGGGACACUGUCACUUUUAAUGAACCGAGGUGUCAGUUUUCCUUCAUUCCUCAGCAGUAGUUAGGAAAUAUGCUAAUAAGUCUGGAGACUGACACAUAAUAUCCCUAUAAAAGUUAGAAAAGUAUUUUAGACUAAUUUCCAUUUUUUUACAGGUACAUUUUAAAAUAUGAAACUAAAUAAAAAAUAUAGGCUGUAACACCAAGUCUUCCACAAUUUGCAACUUUUUUUUUGCCGAAUAUAACCUAGCUUUAAGAGUCUACAAUUAGAAAAUGAUGGAAAAAUAAAAGAAUAUUUAAGCACAGUUGCAGAUAAUUGUCCUUCCUAAAGACAGUAUAUAUGUAUAAUAAUUAAGGUAACAUUGCUAUAUAACACUGAUUCAGAGAUACAGGAGACGACUAUUCAGAUCUAAGUUAGCACACCACCUACCACCAAAGUAGUCAUGUGCUCCACCAUAGUCUGAUGGGCUCCCUCACCCUUUUUCUCGUCACCCUUCACCUUCCUAUCCUCCUCUGGUAGCCUCAAUUCUACAGUCUAAUUUCUAGGGUUUGUUUUUGGUUUGGUUUCGCCUGACCCUUUUGUUUCUUUGUUUUCUGACUGAAACCGUCUGGUCUUUCUCCAUUUUGUCUCUUCAGACCAUUUGCCUUUCUCCUGACUUAAAAUUUCCUUAGCAUAAUCCCCUCCAGUUCCAUUCAUGUAGUUGCAAAUGGUUCAUCCUUAUAUAUAUAUAUAUAUAUAUAUAUAUAUGUAGUAUUCCAUUGUGUAUGUGUACCACAGCUUUUCAAUCUACUCAUCUGCCCUUGGGCACUUAGAGUGUUCUAAAACUUGGCCAUUGUGAAUAGUGUUUCAUUGAACAUAGGAAAGCAUAUCCCUUUGAAUUGGUGUGUUUGCAUUUUUGGGUAGAUACCUAGGCAUGGAAUUGCUGAAUCAUAUGGUUGAUCUAUUUUUAAUAUUUUGAGAAACUACCAUAUUGUUUAACUUAGGGACUGGACCAGUUUACAUUCCAACCAAUAGUAUACGAGAGUUCCUUUUUUUUAAAAAGAUUUAUUUAUUUAUUUAUUCAAGCACUGGGUACAGUCAGAAGCACAUGAGGGUGAGAGAUUUCACUAGAGCUAGAGCGGGGAACAGAACAGGCAGACCGACGAAAUACAUUGCUGAGGGGAGCAGUGGGCAUGGCAGGAGAGGUCUGCGUGCCAUGUGGGACCCUCACCAGUGGUUGGGGAUCGAACCGGCGCUGCAGAGGCUGCGGGCAGCUUUGCAGCCCAGCGCUCAACUGCUGCGCCACCAGGGGAGGCCCAGGUCUCCUUGUUUUAAUGAUAGCUUUAUAUCCAACUUUUUAGUCCAUUUUGAGUUGAUUUUUGUGUAUGGUGUGAGAGAGUGGUCUAGUUUCAUUCUGUAGCAUAAGACUGUUCAGUUUUCCCAACACCAUUUGUUGAAGAGAUUUUCCUUUUUCCAAUAUAUACUCUUGGCUGCUUUGUUGUAGUUUAGCUGUUGUCCAUGUAACUGUGGGUUUAUUUCUGGGCUCAAUUCUAUUCCUUUGGUUUGUGUGAUCAUUUUUAAAUUCUAGUACCAUACUGUUUUGAUUACUCUUGCUUUGUAGUACAGUUUGAAGUCUGGUAGUAUGAUGCUUCUGUUCAUUUUUUUGAAUCAUAGUUUCAUUUGACUUUGGGGUCUUCUAUGAUUCCGUAUAAAUUUCUGAUGUGCUAUUCAAUAAUGUUUGCUCUACUUUUUUUGAAGAAUACCAUUUUAACUUUGAGAGGGAUUUUAUUGAACUCAUAUAUUAUUUUGGAUAUGGCCAUUUUAACAAUGUUAAUUCUUCCAACCUAUAAGCAGAGAAUCUUUCCAUCUCUCUUCUAUUUCUGUUUGUAGUAUCUUAUAACUUCCAUUGUACAGGUCCUUUACUUCCUAUGUACUCUUCCUCUUUACUAACACUGGCAUUACCAAUACUUGUAAUUUUAGUUGUUCUAGGGAAUGUGUAGAGCUAUUGUUACUGAGAAUAAGCCUGGUUCUGCUCCCUAUCACUACUAAAAAGCCAAUAAGAGGAAGACAAUUGAAUCUAUUAGCACUUUUUUUUUUUUUUAAGAUUUAUUUUACUUAUUUAUACUGGGUAUAGUCAGAAGCGUGGGAGGGUGAGAGAAUGAGCCAGAGCCAGAGCGGGUAGCAGAAUAGGCAGGCAGACGGAGGAUACUGCUGAGGGGAGUAGUGGGCGCGGCAGGAAAGGUCUGCGUGCCAUGUGGGACCCUCGCCGGCGCCUGGGGAUUGAACCAGCGCUGCAGAGGCUGUGGGCAGCUUCACAGCCCAGCGCUCAACCACUGUGCCACCAGGGAGGCCCCUAUUAGCACUUUUAUUUUUCAGAUCGCUGCACAGUGAUCUGAGAGAACAGAGGGCGUAGCUCCCUGAAAAGACUGUUUUUGCAUGGCCUUUGAUCUGAGAGAAUGGAGAGACCAUUCUGCCAUCUCAUCUUGAGAUGCCCUUUUUAUAAUGAUUUAAACAAAAACAGUCAUAGCCCAUCAUAAUAGCCCGUUAUAGUUGAUAUUGUUGGUAUUCACCUUGUUCAGCCCCCAGAAUUUGUUCUGGUUUCUUGGUUAUUUUGACCUUGGUACAUCCUGGCCUGAUUGGUUUAUUUCUGAUGGUGUCAGUGUCCAGCCCUCAUUUAGACAUCAGGAAUUUAGACAAUCAGGGCAGGAAUUUCAGUUCAAAGUAAGAGUUUUAGUUUUAAGAAAACAGAACAUUAGAGUGUGUACAUGCAGCUUAUGCUAGGUGUGUAUGUGCAGAUUCCUAUAUUAGGUAUGGUAUCUUUCCCUUUCAUUUUAGUCCUGAAUCACUAGCUCCUUAUGGUUUUAAUUUGAAUUUCCCUAAUGGCUAAGAAUGGUGAGCAUCUUUUCAUAUGCAUUGUUUACUUUGGUGAAUUUUAUGUUCCAGCUUUUACCAACCUUUUAUUUGACUUGUUUUCCUAUUGUUGAUUUUGAAAGUUCUUCAUAUAUUUUAUCAGAUUAUGUAAUUCACAAUUGUUUCCUACUAGUCUAUAGCUGUCUUUUAAGUCUCUCAACAGUGUCUUUAGCAAAGUUUAAAAUUUUUAUCAAUGGUGUGGCAGACCUCUCCUGUCGUGCCUGCUGCUCCCCUUGGCAGUGUAUUUCGUCAGUCUGCCUGUUCUGUUCCCCGCUCUGUCUCUGGUGAAUCCUCUCACCCUCCUGCACAUCUGGCCUGUA
This is a messenger RNA of Talpa occidentalis (Iberian mole), 9617 nucleotides long. It is a transcript of the gene BMS1, whose product is annotated as BMS1 ribosome biogenesis factor. Gene Ontology annotation, molecular function: U3 snoRNA binding; GTPase activity; GTP binding. NCBI's taxonomy places the organism in Eukaryota, Metazoa, Chordata, Mammalia, Eulipotyphla, Talpidae. Gene Ontology annotation, biological process: endonucleolytic cleavage of tricistronic rRNA transcript (SSU-rRNA, 5.8S rRNA, LSU-rRNA); ribosome biogenesis; maturation of SSU-rRNA from tricistronic rRNA transcript (SSU-rRNA, 5.8S rRNA, LSU-rRNA). The transcript is spliced from 23 exons. Bases 679 to 4521 code for a protein of 1280 amino acids. The record is from RefSeq and is a predicted model, not a curated record. Gene Ontology annotation, cellular component: 90S preribosome; nucleus.